GUUGAAUAAAAAUCUGCCAGGGCAGCCCUGUGUUCACUGACUGCAGGUCCAAGGUUGCUGUGAUAAUACAUGUGUUUAUUAACUUCUUAAAUCCCGUUGCCCGCUCUAUCCAAGUCCACUGCAGGGACACACUUGGGAGAGGAGCAAGUCUUAAAAGAGACCCAGGAUGGCUCUGGCAGAUGGCAAGGUGCUGGUUCUGGGAGCUUUGGCUGGAGUGGCUGGUGUCAGUUUGGCUGUGAUGUAUUACCAGGGCUUUAGCUCACGACGAAGAGCCUCUUGGGCAGGGCCCUACUCCCUGCCAAUGGGUCAGGCUGAGGUGCUGGAUCGCCUUGAGGCCCUUCACCAGUGUGUAUCUGAGCUCAAGGAUGAGAUGAAGGCUUUGAAGAAUGCUCUGCCUACACUGCAGGCGCAAGUCAAGGAGGAGCUGACGGGGCGUGAUGAAGCACGUCGAGCCAGCCCUCUGCACAGGACCACGCCAACACGGAGGAAAAGACCAGUGGGUGCCAUCAGUAGCACCAGAGCUGAGGCUCGGAGCUCAGAAGAGGCAGAGAGUGAGGGAGGGUAUAUGACUGCUCUGACAGACUCUGAGGAUGAAGAGAUAAGUGAUGAAGAACAGAGGGAGGAAGAACAGCCUGAGGACAAGUUAUCGAUUCUCCUUGAGAGGAUCGACUCUUUGCACCAUGGCACUGAAUCCGACAAACGAGAGAGCCUCAACAUACUUUUGGAGCACAAAGAGGAGGAGUUUGGACAGAACCCGAGGCUUCUCUGGCGGCUGCUCCGAGCUUACUCUGAUGUUCAUGACGUCAGUGCCACUCUGGAGGACAAGAAGACCAUUGCACAAACUGGGAAGACAGUUGGCGAGGAGGCGGUGAGCCUGAACCCCACAUGUGCUGACAGUCAUCGGUGGUAUGCCAUCAUGUGUGGAAUAAUGACGGAAUACGACACUGUGCAGAACAAGAUAAAGAACGGAUACAUCUUCAAGGAUCAUCUGGAUAAAGCCAUUGAGCUGAACCCGCAAGACCCAUUGUCCUACUACCUGCUGGGCCGCUGGUGCUACUCCGUCGCUCAGUUGUCGUGGAUUGAAAGGAAAGUGGCGGCCACGUUAUUCGGAGAACCUCCAAGUGCCACAAUUGAAGAUGCACUCAAUAAUUUUCUUAAGGCUGAGGAGAUCCAUCCCGGGUAUUCGAAAGUCAACUAUGUAUAUCUAGCCAAGUGUUACAGAGACCUGGGGCAGCGAGAAAAAGCCAAGACGAUGUGUGAAACGGCUUGUUCAAUGAAUUCUGUCUCCAAAGAGGAUGAAGACGCACAAAAGGAUCUGGAGUUCCUCCGCCCAGCACUCGGAGUGUGAUGACACUGCUCAGCAGCGCAUUCCUUUUGACUUUGGAUCUGUGUGUGCGUGUGUGUGUGUGUAUGUGUAGGUUUAGGUUUAGGUUUAGGUUUGUGUGUGGUCACAAUGGUACUGAGGCCCUUAUAUUAAUUCACUCUGUGAGUGGAAGGAGCUGUGGUGUAGCUCUUUAUCACCAGUGCAGCCACAACCACCCUGUGUUCUUUUAAAUCAGACACUGUGUAGUUAUAUAAACAUCACAUACCUGGUUGUACUAAAUCAGUGAGAGAAUUAUUUCUUGCAUCACUCUGGAUCUUCAUCAAGCCUUUGAGAUGGGUUUCUGUUGAUUGAAUGGAUAGUAGUAAAUUUUAUUUGAUUGAUAGUCUCUAAAUCUGUUCCUAUCUGGUUCAGCAACAUUGUUGUACAUAUCCUCUCUGAGGUCUGAUUCCUGCGAGUUUCUACAACAACAAAGAUGUGUCACUUUUUGGGAAAGUGACCCAUGGGACAUGUUGUUCCUUCCUCUUUUGUCCUUUUUUUUCACUGUCUCUCUGUCACUAAACAUUCAAGUCUCGAUAACAAAAGCACAUCAGACAAUGGCGCACCCAGACAAAGAUCUCAGCGGGCCAUGACCACUGGAUGACCUCUCGCCCUCUUCGCUCUGCUGUCGUUCAGACCAGCGUCACAGCUCGCCGGACACUUGUACUUACACCUGCAUGUUCUGAAAUAACUUGAUCAUGUGGUAAACACGUAGGUGAAUAUGUUCUUUUAUGAUCUCUUUCAUGAGAUGUGAUGUUCUGUGGUUGUUGACUUUGGCAGCGUUUCAUUAGUUGGGUUACCUCCUGCUAUUCAGUACCUGUGACAGUAAUGUCACUCUGGGAUUAAUUGCAGUUUAUUAAGUGAUCAAACAGGAAGACAAGUAAGAACACUAUUUGCAAUGCGUGUGUGGUUGGUUUGUAAUGUUUUUCCUGGACCGCUGUUAUACACAUCUGUCACCAAGCCCUAUUGAAUUAUUUUGCACGGAACUCUUAGUAGGACAUUCAUAUAUCACAAUUGACUUUUAUGACAUGACAUGUCAUUCCUAAAAAAAAUUGUAUCUACUGCUUAUCGAAUGAUUCUAUUUAUGUUUUUAGAAUUUUAAACAAUAAGCAGCAUUAGUGGGUUUUUUAAAUAAUAUACCUUUCCGACUCUGUUCAAAUAUUUCAGGAAUGGUUUUCUUCUAGCAUGACGACCUAAAUCCUUUAAUUUUCUACAUGUUCCUCUAUUGAGCUCUGGCUCCCUUACACUCUAUUUUUAAAUAUGUGAAAUUUAAAGCCAAUUUUAUUGAGAUUUUUCUGAUUUUGAACGUUUUAUGUAAAACAAAGAGGAGAGCCUUCUUCAGCACACCACUCGAGCUCAAGUAAAAAAAGAGUCUGUUUUUAGAGGGCUCCUGUUUCACUGUGUUUAUAUACAACAUCUAAUUAUCCCGGUUAAGGUUCAAUUUAAGUUUUGCUCAGGUUUCUAUUAAUUUAGAAAACAACCUAGAUAAGUCCACAUUGUUUUUCCAUUAAGGGACAAUAUUUGAUUAUGAAGCCUCAUUAGUUCAAUCAAUAACUAAUAUAAGACAAGGGUGUUUAAAAAGAACCGCACUGAUUUGCAUGUAUAUUCAAAUCUCAUUGAAAGUGAGAGUAAGUUAAAUGGUAAAUUCUGGUCUUUUUCCACCUGGGCGCUGUGUUUAUAAAUGUGGGUGUGUUAAUUUAAAAAACCUUUGGAAUCGGUGCUAUAGAUUCCCUCCACCAGCACCAUGACACAGCAGCAGCGGCUACAGUGUGACCAUAUGGGGCAACUGUGACAGUUAAUCAGAUGUCCACUUAAAAUGUGUUAUUCUUACUAAUUAAGUCUCUGGCAACAUUAUACAUGUCUCGCUUAAAGGGAAGUCUCACCCCUCAACCUUGCUGUUGACCCUCCACUGUAUGCUGCCGCUAGCUCCUCAAUUUUUAGGAGAUAUUUGUGCAUAUAGUCAAUCAAGUAAGGACAGCCAUCCAACCUAGGGAAAGUGAGACGUGUAAUGUUGCCACCCUUGUAGCAAAGACCCAGAACAACAUUUUGAGCAUUUUAUUGGUGAAAAAAACAUCUAUAGCAGACAUUUUGUGGAUUGUUGAAGUUGCCCCAUACUAUUCCAUUGUAGCCGCUGCGUUGAGAUGCGGCUGCCAGCAGAGACAUUCUACUGGAACGAUUACAAAAAGUUUUGAAUGUACCAUUCGUUUACAAACCUACAUUCAUGAACAUAGCACCCAGAUAUAAAACUCCGGAAAUUCUCCUUUAAACUAAUGAAAAAAGAGGCACACUUGUUGCUUUGGCAUGAUGUGAUGCGUUCCAGGCUCGAUAUCAGCACUAAUAUCCGAGGUAAUGGUGGUAUAUUUGAUGUUGGUCAUUCCAUAUUAUUAAGUGAGUGUUUGUUGUCAGUCUUGUUUCAUGCAUGUUGUAUGAAACCUUAAGUUUUGUUUGUUUUGGAGAUUUUUUGGGGGAGAUUCUUCUUUUUCUAUCACUGUAAAGUCUUUACUAUAUUUAAGAUGACUCUAAUUAAGGAUUACUCUAAUUGUAAGAAUUUCUCACUUUACAGAUUUUUCAAACAGCAAUAUGAAUGUAUUUCCUUUUUUUUUUUUUCACAUGCCAAAGCAAAACAUUAAUGAAGACUAUCUGAAAUCCACUACACUACAUAUAGAUUAUACUGUACAGUCAUGCACAUUUUGCUGUAACUGACAAUUACUGGUUACUGGAGUCUAUAAUUAAAUCUGUGCUGUCCUGAUUGUAA
Messenger RNA from Pleuronectes platessa (European plaice), 4115 nucleotides. RefSeq names its product regulator of microtubule dynamics protein 2. The coding region runs from base 167 to 1348 and encodes 393 amino acids. The transcript is spliced from 11 exons. NCBI's taxonomy places the organism in Eukaryota, Metazoa, Chordata, Actinopteri, Pleuronectiformes, Pleuronectidae. The record is from RefSeq and is a predicted model, not a curated record. Gene Ontology annotation, cellular component: cytoplasm; mitotic spindle pole; spindle microtubule. Gene Ontology annotation, molecular function: microtubule binding.